This is a messenger RNA of Pogonomyrmex barbatus (red harvester ant), 327 nucleotides long. RefSeq names its product short stature homeobox protein 2-like. The record is from RefSeq and is a predicted model, not a curated record. Lineage: Eukaryota; Metazoa; Arthropoda; Insecta; Hymenoptera; Formicidae.
AUGACGAGUAUUGCCCACGGCGCAAAUGUCGAUAUGAGAAAUGAAAAAGCCCGCGCGCGUUAUGCCGACGGCGGUAGCAUCGACAGCGGUGAUGGUGGUGGCGGCGGCGGCGGCGGCGGCGACGGCGGCGGCGGCGUCGGCGGCAUUCUAAAUUUAGGAGCCGCCGUCGGAGAGAGAAAAAGAGGGAGCCGCGCGAGGAACGAAACAGUGCAGGAGGAGACAGAGGAGAAGGAGGUACAGGUGGAGGUGGAGGUGGAGGUGGAGGUGGAGGAGCAGGAGGAGAAAGAGGAGGAGGAGGAAAAGGAGGAAGAAGAGGAAAGGGGAUGA